Molecule: messenger RNA, 1814 nt
Organism: Dacryopinax primogenitus
Lineage: Eukaryota; Fungi; Basidiomycota; Dacrymycetes; Dacrymycetales; Dacrymycetaceae
Product: DUF89-domain-containing protein
Exons: 3
Coding region: 1-1548 (515 amino acids)
Biological process (GO): DNA damage response
Cellular component (GO): nucleus; cytoplasm
Molecular function (GO): phosphatase activity
Source: RefSeq, a predicted model, not a curated record
AUGCCCAGCAAGCCCCCUACAUCAGUCAUCCCUUCCAACCCUCCAAAACAGACCACUCUCUCCCUAGGCGAGCUCCCUCCUCGUCCACAGCACUUCACCCACUCUCCAGGUAAACAACCCCGCACUCCCUCCCGUAUCGACCCUAACAACCCUCCCUGGCCCGCUUACCGCGGGUACCACGAGUUCUCCUUUGCCCACGCGACGAUGGGCCACCGCUUGCCUACCAUACUCGGCAAGGCGAUCGACGACGUCGUGCGUACCCUCAAUGAGCAGAGUGACGAGGACCGCAUCGUCGAUCUCGUCGAGGCUAUAUCGAGGAUGCAGGAUCUGAUGGUCGACCUGACUGGAAACACGAAGCUGCGCCCGAUAAUCGAUGAUGGAGAAGGAGAUAUCCCUCUCUGGAAUAAGGAGAUCGCACAGUUCUUCCAGGGGAAGGAUUUCAUGAAUGCUCCAUGGCUGUUUGCGGAGGCGUACAAGUAUAGGAGGCUGCAUGAGUGCUUCAGUAUAAGCAAGUACUGGAAGGAGUACGAUGUGUUCUUUCGCCAGAAGUGCGACACGUUCUCCCGCUCGAGCAAGGCCGUGUUUGAGCUCUCCACAAGGUUUGCUAAGCCUUGGGAAACGCCGGCGAAGGGCUUGGACGAGGCAAAGCAGACGGAAGCGGUCCGCUUGAUGUUCCAUGAGCUUACCCAGGUCUGCCUCUGGGGGAACUCGACCGACCUUUCUUUGCUUAUUAACAUGACCGAAGAGGACAUCAAGAAGCUCCAGUCUACAGGUGGGGACCAUCUCGCCGCCACGGAGAAGAACAUCCUCGGGAACGACCUUCCCCGACUAUGGGAGACCGUCAAGCGGAUCGGAGCCAAGCCCGACGGCCGCAUCGAUUUCGUACUCGACAAUGCCGGGUUCGAGCUGUACUGCGACUGUGUCUACGCUGACUGGCUCAUCCAGUCCGGCCUGGCGAAACAGAUCCGGUUCCACGGAAAGCGCUUUGCCUGGUUCGUCAGUGACGUCACGCGCAAAGACUGGGACUGGUUGUUGAAUACUAUGAUCUAUGGCCAGCUGUUCCCCGAAGCGUCAGACGAGGAGAUGGACACUCUCCGCCUGCUUGGUAACCGGUGGAAGCAGUACGAGAGAGACGGGAAAUGGAUAUACGAGCAACACCCGUUUUGGUGCACGGGCUACACCUACUGGGACCUGGCGACCGAGGCGCCGGACGUAUUCCUCCAUCUGUCAAAAUCGGAUCUCGUUAUCUUCAAAGGAGACCUGAACCACCGCAAGCUGACAUACGACUGCGAGGCUCCUCCAGCCACUCCCUUCCCGAUUGCUAUAGGUCCUAUGGCCUCUCUACCAGGAGCACCGCCUGUCUGUUCACUGCGCACGAUCAAGAGCGAUGUUGUUGUGGGCAUUCCGGAAGAGGUUGCGGAUAGGCUGAAUAGGGACGAGGACGGGUGGAAAAUUAGUGGCAAGUAUGCGGUUGUGCUCUUGUCGGACGGGAGACCGGGGGAGAAGGUGAUGUUUGGAGCGCUGGGGAGGGGGGCGUUCCAAUAUUAGCUGGAUGCAGUCAGGGAGCUCAUAGCUGAAAAUUGUACGUAUAUGCGUGCAUAUGCGUACUUCCGUCAUGUCCUGUGAUACCUACUCUUGUCUUCUCUUGUCCCCCUCGUCUCUCUCACCCGCCCUUUAUCCGCGUUGUAGCCCCUUCCCUCAAAAGAAUUCCCUCAAAGAGGAAGUAUGCGGGAAAAUGUAGCAUAGCUUUGUAGCAUGUUGCAACAGAACGCGUCGUAUUGCUACAUGUUUUCUUGGGAUGGAAUUAUUUAUUU